Messenger RNA from Metschnikowia bicuspidata var. bicuspidata NRRL YB-4993, 2382 nucleotides. RefSeq names its product Pps1p (gene PPS1). The transcript has a single exon. Gene Ontology annotation, biological process: protein dephosphorylation; nuclear DNA replication. The record is from RefSeq and is a predicted model, not a curated record. NCBI's taxonomy places the organism in Eukaryota, Fungi, Ascomycota, Pichiomycetes, Serinales, Metschnikowiaceae. Bases 1 to 2382 code for a protein of 793 amino acids. Gene Ontology annotation, molecular function: protein tyrosine/serine/threonine phosphatase activity.
AUGAUGGUUGCAUCUAAUACCAUACAUAAAACAAAAUCCACACCAACACAAGAUCUUAGCGAUUUUGCAGCUGCACGUUUUGCGUCAAAAGAAAAGAAUCUAGCGAGUCCCGCUUCACUCAAAGAUGCCAGACAACGCAACUUCCCUCAAGCAGCAUUUCUGAGCGACUCCAGAAAUAUAUGCUUGUCCAAAGAUUCAUAUGAACAGGAGCAUUUACUGAGGAAAGGGCCUGGCGCUUCAGUGCAUCUGAGUCUUGAAGGGCUUAACAAGUCUUUAAGAAAAAUAAAGGACACUGAGAUAUAUGUCAUUUCUUCGCCGGAAGAGCUCAAGCAGCUUCUCGAUUUACACCAUUCGGAAGAAAACCCCAUGCCCUCGCCAGAUGACAUGUUCCCAUACUUGCAUGGAUCUGCGGGUCUCCGAGAAAAGGUGUAUUUCGAUGCAAGGUUUGACCCUUCGUCAGAAUUGCAAUUUCUAGCCGAGGACUCGGAGACGAUCUCCCGACGCUUCCCGCCUGAUACGUUUGCAAAGCCGACAGAACUGGGAUUUCACCUAAUGACUGUGAACAGUCGAGCAGAAAGCAACCCGUACCUCACGAAUUCUGUCGUAAUCGAAGACAUGCUCGUGUUUAGGGAGACUGGAGAUAUUGAUGUUAGCCCAGAGCGCUUGGACCUCUCCAACUUCAAGCAGUUCAAAGACUUCACUCAGACUUUUGAUACUCCGUGCUGUCCUCUGGCACAGACCAAUCGAAACUUCAUGCUGCAAACCACCCUAAUGGCCCCCCUUUCUCAUUUCGUGGUGUACAACAACGAAAUGGAUCUUGCCAGCAACUUCGAAGUCGCAAAGAUUCUCGAGUAUUUGCAAAGCUCGUGCCACAAAAGAAACAUAUAUGUGGUCGACUUUCCAACACGCCAAUGGCCAAAAGUCGACCAAUACUUCACACAGACGUCUGUAUGGCACCGUUCUGGGAAGAAGAAACGCUUCUUCAACAAAAGCACAGAUUUCACCCAGCCCGGCAGCUUGUACUAUUUGGAGCAGAAUUUGGUCUGGCUGGUAUACAACAUGACACAGCCUUUCCCCAACCUAUAUGUGGGCAACGCCUUAAAUUUCAAACAAUCAAUUCCCGGCACCAGAUCAGGAUUGCAACAUGACUUCCAGUUGUACAUAUAUUGCCAUGAAAAAGCACGUAUGCCAUCGAGAAGCCUGCUAAAUCUGAUCUUGCAAGACAUGCCCGCAAAGGGGUUGAAGGAACCUCUUUUUCUUGAGUUCUCCAGCGCGAUCUUCCGAGCUGAAGCCAUGUCGGAAGAUGUUGCAAGCUGCUUCCUCACUUUUUUGAAACUUGUCAGUGUCAUUGUUAAAGAGCACCAACAAAAUGCUCUUAUUCACUCUUACGACGGUUUUUCGGGAACAAGUUUUUUGCUCCUUGGCCUUGGACUUCUCUGGAGAUGUGACUAUGUCGAGGAGAUGGCGUUAGAUCUUUUCCGACAACCAGAGUUUAAGCUUCAACUCUCAUUUUCGGAGUUCCUGGUUCUCAAGAGCCUUGAGGCUCGCAUACAGUUGUUAAAGCCGCAGCUGCAAAAUGCUACAAUUCUCUUACCAGAUCUGUGCUCUGAAACGGGACCUAUCUUGGACCAGCCGUUGGUGCGACCAGCGGAUUGGUUACGAAGCGAAAACGAGACCACUUUCCCCGACUUCAUCCAUAAGAGUCUUUACUUGGGCUCGGUUAGUCAUGCCUCAUCGACAACACUUUUAUCCGCGCUUCAAAUCUCGAAAGUCGUAUCAAUCGGCGAGAAGCCACGUUGGUAUGGUGCUUUGAACUGUACCUUUCGACAUGAUGCAACACCGGCAACUGAAGGCCCCGUGAUAGAGCCGAUAUAUCUGUUCAACAAAGGACAUUCCUCGGUGUACGAGGUCCAAAUCACGUCGCCCGAAACACGAGCUCGUUUGUUUCAUCACAAUGCCGUGCCAGCCUUGGAUUCAUUCAUCUACAUCCAUGGCCUCGAAGAUGAUGGGCGUGACUCGAUGUUUCUGCUUUUUGUUGGAUGUCCCCAAUGGGUCCAAGAAAAGCUUUUGAUUUCCCCUGACCAAAAAUACAAGGCCUUGGUUCUUUGCCGAAUUGGCGUCUCGCGUUCUGCAACGUUGUGUAUUGCUUCGGUCAUGAAACACUUCCACAUGUCGCUAGUGGAGAGCUUUUUAUAUGUGCGGGUACGCCGGCUCAAUGUGGUGAUACAGCCCAACCUCCGGCUUUUCUACGAGUUGUUUCUUUACGACGAGCACCUCCGCUCGCGCCGCCAGCAAAACGAUAAGAAAAGCGGCGAGGCGUUUUUCUGCUGGUGGACGUUCUGCACUGAAAUCCACCGGUUGAAUCAGCAAUAUAUCGAAUGA